Molecule: messenger RNA, 2035 nt
Organism: Choloepus didactylus (southern two-toed sloth)
Lineage: Eukaryota; Metazoa; Chordata; Mammalia; Pilosa; Megalonychidae
Gene: IL15RA
Product: interleukin 15 receptor subunit alpha
Exons: 7
Coding region: 279-1094 (271 amino acids)
Biological process (GO): interleukin-15-mediated signaling pathway
Cellular component (GO): plasma membrane
Molecular function (GO): interleukin-15 receptor activity
Source: RefSeq, a predicted model, not a curated record
CCGGCUCCACAAUGCGGCGGCUCUCCGGGGGCAAGGGCGCGGCGCGGGGGUCACGACGGCAGCUGGGGCUUUUUAGAUAAGAGAGGUGGGGGACGCUGAGUCACGGACUUGCACGUUCUCACCUCUCCCCAGCCCUCCGGGGGCUAAGGCAAAAGCGAAAGCGAAGGUUCCCGGCGGGCCGGCCCGGGACGCGCGCUGGCAUAAGGCGCGCGGGGCCUCCGGCGGGCGGCUGCGCGCGGCGAGUCUGCGGUCCGCGGGGGCGCGGCGGAGCUCCGUCCAUGACCCCGCGGCGGCUUCGGGGCGGCGGGGUAGACGCCGGCGCGGCGCUGCUGCUGCUGCUACUGCUGCUGCUGCGGCGGCCACUGGAGUUACAUGGCAUCACGUGCCCCACACCCACAUCUGUGGAACAUGCAGACAUCCAGGUCAAGAGUUACAAUCUGAGUUCCAGAGAGCGGUAUACUUGUCACUCAGGCUUCAAGCGGAAAGCGGGGACAUCCAGCCUGACUGAGUGUGUGUUUAACACGACCACAAACGCCGCCCAUUGGACAACUCCCAGUCUCAGGUGCAUCCGAGAUCCCUCCCUGGCUCACCAAAUGCCAGUGUCACCCUCCACAGUAGCACCAGCAGGGAGGACCCCCGAGCCAGAGAGCCCCACCCCCUCCGGAAAAGAGCCAGACGCUUUCUCUCCCAAGUCAGACAGCACAGUGACCACAGGGACAGCUCUCGUACCGGGCUCCAGGCUGACGCCGUCCAAGCCACCUGCAGGAACCACAGGGGUAGUCAGUAAAGGGGCCUCCAAAGCCCCAUCUCAGACCACAGCGAAGACCUUGGAACAAACUCCCUCCACUUCCAACAGGACACCAGGUGCUCACCCAUACAAUUCCAGAGUUGUCGCUGUGGCAGUCCCCACAUCUACCGUAUCUGUCAUCCUGCUCUCUGGAAUAUGUGUGGCAUUAUUUUGGGCACGUUACAGAAAUGUCAGGUCACCUUCCCAAACACCCAGCGUUGAAAUGGAAAACAUGGAAGAUGCACCAAUGACUGGGGGAACUGAUGGCAGAGAGGAAGAUAUAGAAAACUACCCAUACAACCUCUGAAAUUCAAGGGGAAAACCAAGCCAACUCUCCUUUAGCACAAGAGGCCCUGGAAUAUGCUCAAGGGGUUAGGCACCGGGAAAAAGCCCAUCAGAAUAAUAAGACACCCCUGGCAUUGUUUCACUGGCGGGAUGGCCUCUGCCUGACCGCCAUGCUGGGCCUUGGGUCCAGGGGCCUGGUUCCCAAAGCCAGAGCAGUGGAAGCUUCCUGGGGAGAGGUUGAAGGCUUCGAGUCUUCCUCAUCAGGAUUUUUAUUACAUUGUGACAUUUACUCAGGACAGCUUAUCAGCUUGAUUAUCUAUUCUGUCCCUCAUCCUGACUUGCAGUUGACAGAGGAAAAAAUACUUACGUGAGGCUCUAAGUUAAUGACAGGCUCCUCCUGGCUUGGGCGAUGUCCACGAGGAUGACACCAGCAUUUCAGCUCCCAAGGACUCUAUCUCCAGUUACAUAUUCUGCAAUGCUUUGAAAGAAAGCACUGAACUGGCAGAAGAGAAAUUGUGCCCAGUGAAUCCUCUUUCUGAAUUUAAGGAUUCAGAAAGUAUACAUUUAUAUUUAUACUUCCGUGUCUAUUUUUAUCUACAUAUUAUAUGAUUUAUACUUUGAAACUGUGCCUUGUAUAAAUAAAAUGUCUAUUUUCAAUACAAAAAAAUGUAUAUGCACUAGAAGAAUCACUGAGGAAAAAUGUAUCACAAAGAGAAAAAGAAGAGGAAAGAGUGGAAAUGCAGUGUCCAAAAUGGUAGAGUCAGCUUUUCUUUCUAAGAGGAGAUAAAAAUCAUGUAAAAAACUGGAUGAGAUGGCAGAUUGAAAGCGUUUCUAAUAGAAUUUCCAUUGGGUGAGAAGCAAUGUGAUCAAAUCUAGACAGUGGCAGGCUCUGGCCCAGGCAUGCCUGAGUUUUUGGUGGGUCUUUACAAGCACACACACCAUCUCUUCCUCUCCCUCCACUAU